AUGGCGACCUCAAUCGACACACCUCUUCCUCUUCCUCACAUGAAACAGGAUGAUGAUACAAACGUUGUCAAUUCUUCUUCUCCGCAAUUUAGUCCAUCUUCCGAUAAGCGAUUCUGGAGCACUCUUCGUAGUAGAAUGGAUUCACUUCUCGAUAAUCCCCAUCACAUCAAUUUGAAUGAACGAGGAAACAACAGAUUGAAGGAAGAUUCUUUGUUACUGAUAAGAGGGUUUGAUUCGGUUUCUCAUACACUCUCUCUUUUGUCUAGUAAUUUGGAUAAUGCAUUACAGAGUACCAGAGAAUUGGGAAAACCACCAACGUUAACUGAUAUGUUCCAAAGCAAAAUUGUUGAGUCCGAAAAGAAAGAAGAGGAUUCAGAAGAGAAAGAGAAAGAGGAGUUGAAGAAAGGAGUGAAAAGGAAAAUUGAUGAAUUCUAUGAAGAAAAUGUUACAGAGUCACAAACAGAAAAUGGACAGAAAAUGCAUGAUAAGCAUAUCAAGAAAGCAAAAAAUCUUGCAGUUUCAAUGGCUAGCAAGGCAAGCUCAGUUGCAAGGGAAUUGAAGUGUCUUAAGUCAGAUUUAUGUUUUAUGCAAGAGAGAUGUGGUUUGCUUGAAGAAGAGAACCGAAGGCUGCGUGAUGGAUUUGCGAAAGGAGUUAGGCCUGAGGAAGAUGAUCUGGUGAGGCUUCAGCUGGAAGCACUUCUUGGUGAGAAGGCAAGACUGGCAAAUGAGAAUGCAAAUCUGAUGAGAGAAAACCAAUGCCUUCACCAGCUGGUGGAGUAUCAUCAGCAUACAUCGGAAGAUCUCUCUGAGUCAUAUGAGCAAGUCAUUCAAGGAAUGUGCUUGGAUUUCUCGUCUCCUCCACGAACAAUUGAUGAAGAAGAAGAAGAUGAUGAUGUUGAAGACAGUGUGUAG
Messenger RNA from Lathyrus sativus (Indian pea), 912 nucleotides. Lineage: Eukaryota; Viridiplantae; Streptophyta; Magnoliopsida; Fabales; Fabaceae. The record is from the annotation of a GenBank genome assembly.